Messenger RNA from Puccinia triticina, 591 nucleotides. RefSeq lists its product as uncharacterized. Gene Ontology annotation, molecular function: DNA-(apurinic or apyrimidinic site) endonuclease activity; double-stranded DNA 3'-5' DNA exonuclease activity; phosphoric diester hydrolase activity. The coding region runs from base 1 to 591 and encodes 196 amino acids. NCBI's taxonomy places the organism in Eukaryota, Fungi, Basidiomycota, Pucciniomycetes, Pucciniales, Pucciniaceae. Gene Ontology annotation, biological process: base-excision repair. The record is from RefSeq and is a predicted model, not a curated record. Gene Ontology annotation, cellular component: nucleus. The transcript is spliced from 4 exons.
AUGCCAAGGAAGGCGAAAAGGAUCACCAAGCGCAAAAGUGACAACCAGCCAUCACCAUCCUCCAAACUUUUUCCCAGCAAAAAGGUGAAAGGGUGUAUUGCGCAGUUGCACGCGCAUUUACCAACCAACUGCUCAUUUUGGGCCAAGCUUGAAUUCCCCAACAAGCAAGAAGGCAUGCCUGGGGUCUCCACUUGGAACGUGUGUGGCAUUAAUGCCUUUGAAAAGAAGGGACCAAAACGUUAUCUCAUUGCUGAGGACCCAGAUAUCAUGAUACUUGGCGAGACUAAGAUGCAAGCCAAGCCGGAGAUUGGGCACAUCAAGCAUCAGUUCCAAUAUCAAUACUGGGGUGGAGAUAACAGAAAGGUUUAUGCUGGAGUGGCCAUCCUGUCCAAGCACAAACCACUUGAGGUGAUUUACGGUUUACCAACCGUCAAAGAUCAAGCUUCAACCAACAGGCCUAAGCUUAAUUUUACUCAUCAGCAAGAUGUUUUACAAUUGAUUGAUUUUUUUUUUGCCAGAUAUGAUCACCUUGGAAUUCUCCACAUUCUUCUUAAUUGGCACUUUUACGCCCAACGUUGGCAACAACCUUAA